This is a messenger RNA of Archocentrus centrarchus (flier cichlid), 2785 nucleotides long. RefSeq names its product Sp7 transcription factor (gene sp7). The transcript has 2 exons. Gene Ontology annotation, biological process: regulation of transcription by RNA polymerase II. Gene Ontology annotation, molecular function: DNA-binding transcription factor activity, RNA polymerase II-specific; RNA polymerase II cis-regulatory region sequence-specific DNA binding. NCBI's taxonomy places the organism in Eukaryota, Metazoa, Chordata, Actinopteri, Cichliformes, Cichlidae. The record is from RefSeq and is a predicted model, not a curated record. Bases 78 to 1460 code for a protein of 460 amino acids.
UCUUCCAAACUGUCCCGGGACUCUGAGCUGCGCUGCUCCCACUCCCCUCAGCUUCCUAAGGAUUUUGUUUCUCAGGGAUGGCCGCAUCUAUUCUGGAGGUAGGGAAUGUAAUUGAAGACGCACGCUAUGGCUCCAGUCCUCUGGCUAUGUUAACAGCUACCUGUAACAAGUUUGGCAGCACCAGCCCUGUCAGGGAUUCAGCUACACCCGGUAAGCCUGGCAGCACCUCUCCAGUAAAGAAGCCCUACAACAUGACCUCUGACCUUCAGACAGCUAAGAACGGGCGGACCACAGACAGCAGUGGCCUGGCAGACUCCUACACUGGCUCCUUCACGUCAGCUGGAGGAGGAGGUGGCGGGCUGCUUACACCCACUGGAAGUCCCCCUCCUUCAGCCGGAGGCUACACUACAGAGUAUAACCCUUUUUCCCACUCCUUCCAGACUUCAGUCUCACAGGACCCAUCUCUUUUAGUGUCCAAGGCCCAUGCUACAGCCGACUGUCUCACCAGUGUGUAUACUUCGCUGGAUAUGACACAUCCCUACGGCUCCUGGUAUAAAGCUGGUAUUCAUCCUGGCAUAACUGCUGCUCCAGCUAAUGCUACAUCUUCCUGGUGGGAUGUCCAUCCUAACUCCAACUGGCUGUCAGCAACCCAGCCCCAAGGGGAUGGAGGUCUGCAGGCCUCUCUGCAGCCUGUAGCACCACAGGCAUCCCUUAGCCCACAGCUGCCCAGUUACAGCACCGAUUUUACACCACUUAAUCCAGCCCCUUACCCUUCAGUGGGACUGGGCUCCUCCUCACAUCUCCUCCAACCUUCCCAGCACAUGUUACCCCAGGACAUGUACAAGCCCAAACCUGUGCCAAGUGCAGGGCUAAUUGAGAAUCCCAUGGGCCUAAAGCCUGCUAGGGGAUCAGGGGGCUACAGUGGAGGGGCUACACCCACCAGGUCUUCAUGUGACUGCCCCAACUGCCAGGAGCUGGAGAGGCUGGGAGCCUCUGCUGCAUCCCUGAGGAAGAAACCAGUCCACAGCUGCCACAUCCCAGGCUGUGGGAAAGUCUACGGCAAGGCCUCCCACCUAAAAGCCCACCUGCGCUGGCACACCGGAGAACGGCCCUUUGUUUGCAACUGGUUGUUCUGCGGGAAGCGUUUCACCCGCUCUGAUGAACUGGAGAGGCAUGUGCGCACCCACACACGGGAGAAGAAGUUCACCUGUCUACUGUGCAACAAGCGUUUCACACGCAGCGACCACCUCUCAAAGCAUCAGAAGACCCAUGCAGAUUCUGCAAUGCAGGGAAAAGCUGUAGCUGUGGAGGGAGACACAGAUUCUCGGAGUGAAGAGACCACAGAGCUCAACUCCAGCGCUGUACCAACCAAUCCUGUCGCUGACCAAAUCACCAAUGGAGAUGAGAAGACUGGCACCACUAAUGGAGUCGAGAACAGCAGUGGAUUGUUGGAGAUCUGACUUAAGUCUUGAAAUUAUAGAUUUUUUUUAUAGGAAAAAAAAAAAAUCACCUUGCAAAUACAAAACUGUAUUUUGUUUCAAGACAUACAAAGGAUGCCAGACAAUGUUUGAAAAGACUUGAUAUGAUAAAGGACUGAUUAAAGGUAGAAAUCACUUCAUUUUCUCUGGACCACACACACACACACGUCCAUACACACACAAGCAAAUAUGAGCAAGCCUGCAAACAUACAGCGAUUCACAAAUGUAUGCAGACACACACGCACAAAUAUGAACAACCAAGACGUAAAUGAACACAAUAUGCACAUGUGCACAGAAAUAACUAUGAGCAAAUGUGCAAGCAUACAUAAUGCAUGCACGCAUGGCAAAAGUACGUCUGCUCGGAAACGCAUACAAGUAAACAUGCUCAUGCACAAAUUUUGUAGCCUACACACAUUUUCUGCCUUUUAAAUGAGACAAACCACUGGGGAAAUUUAAUCUGCAAAAGCAGAGGGAAAAGAGCUCUGACGCCGCAAAAGGAAAGUAGUUUUAAAAUGAGACUUAUGGUCAGGAUGAUGGAGUCAAUGAAGCAUUGCAUGCCUAGAGAAAAAUAUGAUUUACAGCUGUACUUUGAUACUUAUUCAUUAUUCUUGAAACAAUCAAUGGACAGUGCAACUUACAGCUUCUUGUUGCCAAAGACAUUCUGUUGUAAAAGGUAAUGCAUUUCACCUUUGUUUGCUGUUUGCUUCUUACCGUGCCUAAUUUAAUUUCAUAUUUACUUUAAUAAUCUAAUUUAUGUCUUAAAUUAUACACAUGAAAGAUUAUCUUGCACCUGCAGGAAAUACCUGGGAAAAAAAUGAAUGCAAGAUGGUUGAAGCCGGCCAAAAAGAAAAUGAAAUACAUUAAAUUAAGACUUUUUUUUUUCUUAUUUAUUAGCUAUAAGGAAAUGUUUGGUGGUUGUUUUUAAAAGUUUUAUUUAUAAACCUUGAAGUUAAAUGUGCGUGUAAACUAAUUCUUAUAUAAUCUUUUAAUUGUGAAGUCUUCCACACCUGGCAAGAUAAUGAGUAAUAAGGGCUUUCUUCCUUGUUUGUGCAUACUAUAUAUUGACAACAGUAUAUAGAUAUGUAUAUAGGUGUGUUAUUUUUUUAUGCAUUUUCUAUGUUUUGUAUAACUUUCCACAAGAAAUUUUGUCUAGGUUGCUUCAGUUUAAAAAAAAGCAAAAAAAAAAAAAAGAACAUACAGUUAAAGCUUAGUUUUUUUGUCUUUAUGGCAGAAUUGAAGCCCCAGUGUUUGCUGACUUGUUGUGAAAUGAGUGUAAAAGAUACUGUAAAUACCGAUAAAGCAUGAAA